AUGGAUAAGCAGUAUAUCAGUUAUAAUAACGUCCAUCAGUUAUGCCAAGAAGCAUCGACAAAAAUCAAGCAAUUCAAGCCUGAUUUGAUCAUUGCAAUUGGCGGUGGUGGUUUUAUCCCAGCCAGAAUUUUGCGUACGUUUUUAAAGGAGCCUAAUGUUCCCACAGUGCGUAUUUUUGCCAUUAUUUUAUCGCUGUACGAGGAUUUGCAAUCUGUUGGGUCCACCGAGGAAAAACCUGGCGUGAACGUGCAAAGAACUCAGUGGAUCGAUUACGAACAGUGCAAGCUGGACUUGGUUGGUAAAAACGUUUUGAUUGUGGACGAAGUGGACGAUACACGUACAACGCUGCACUAUGCCUUAAGCGAAUUGGAAAAAGAUGCAGCUGACCAGGCUCGUGCCAAGGGCGUCGAUUUGGAACAGCAUCCGGAGCUGAAGACCACUUUUGGUAUAUUUGUGCUCCACGACAAGCUAAAGCCCAAGAAGGCAGACUUGCCUGCAGAUAUACUCGACAACGAGCUGCGUUACAUUGCAGCCCGUAAAGUUCCUGACAAAUGGUAUGCGUAUCCAUGGGAGUCCACGGACAUUGUUACCCAUACACGCAACGCCAUGGAGCAGGACAACGAUGUGUUUUUGGAUUAG
Molecule: messenger RNA, 639 nt
Organism: Lachancea lanzarotensis
Lineage: Eukaryota; Fungi; Ascomycota; Saccharomycetes; Saccharomycetales; Saccharomycetaceae
Gene: HPT1
Product: LALA0S06e06216g1_1
Exons: 1
Coding region: 1-639 (212 amino acids)
Biological process (GO): IMP salvage; hypoxanthine metabolic process; XMP salvage
Cellular component (GO): cytoplasm
Molecular function (GO): hypoxanthine phosphoribosyltransferase activity
Source: RefSeq, a predicted model, not a curated record